GCAUCAUAACGAGCAAUUUACGCGAAGUAGAGCGCUACUUGAAAAAGAAAAGAAUGAAGUAACUUUCGUACGACCAAACGCCGUUUUUGUUCGCUUGCAGAACUUUCUGUCUACAGCUAUACGAAAAUGCCUUGUUUUUGGCGCGAUGAAUAUAGUGCAGGGAUAAAAGUUUCGAUGUAAUCUAAAUGUUCUCAAAGCUUUCCGUGCCGGGGAAUUUUCAUUUAUUACCUAACUCAUUGACAUGCAUCUAUUAUAAUGCGUAUGCCGAGCUGCGCCAGGAAAGCUCAUCGUGUGAGCUACGCCCUUCCUUAAAAUAGCGGCAUCAAUAUGCGAGUUUAUGACUGAACUUGUAGUAAAUUGUAGACCUCUUAUCUUAUCUUUUCGCUGUAACAAGUCUCACGCGAAUACUUCAAGUGCAAUGGUAAUUGCGUUACUUAUUCUUGAAAAACGGAGCUUCGACGUUUAAAUUAACGAUUUCCGGCGUACACAAAGUGUAACACGAAUAUAUAUGUAUAUAUAUUCCUCGGCAGAAUGUUUGCUCUGCAAGUAACUGAAAAGAUAAACUUUUCUCUAUAUGUAUCCUGCGUAUGAAUGUCUACAUGCAAUUUUUGCACAAAAGCAUAUUUAUUUUUCCUUUUGCACAAAGAUGAAUUUUGAUGUAUGUUAAUGAAAUUCUAGAUUUUAUAUUUACUUUAUUCCUUUUACAUUGGUAAAUAUGCGACAAUUUCUUUAACUUUUAAUGCAUGCGCGUACUUGUACAUUCGAUAUUAUUCGCUAACAUCUGGAUUAAUUAAAUUGUUUUUAUACAAGAAGAACCUUUGGUUAUCUCGAUUCCGAAUACACGUUGAACGCGCCCGCUCUCGCUGAGAUAUACCGGUCGAAUGAAUUUCCACUUGUUUGCUCGCCAGUCUCGACUUCUGUGUCCUCCUGGAAAUCUCUCGAAGACUUCAAAAUCUUCCCGAGAGAAAACCUUUCGCUCUCCUAUCCAUUCCGCGGGCUACGCUUAACUGUCUCUAAACUUUGACUCGCGGUUUUAAAUAUGGCGUGCAUGUGCAUCGGCGCAAUCCGUAUAGCAAAAUUCGACUUUUACUUGAUUUUAAUAAAUUACGACGGUUGUCUGUAACGGCUUCCUCUAUUAUUGUUUUCUCGCUUUCCGUCUCGCGUGUUGUCUACCUUCUUCAGUUGUUGUCUCUGUACCCGUAUGUACGCGUAUGUAUAUGUGUGUGUAUAUGUGUAUCACGAUACGUUGGGUCGCGUCUUUCUAAUUUCUGGGUCUGCGGCGAUGCAAUCGCCACAAACCAAAAGAGCCAAUGUUUGCUAACAUAGAUUAAUUAUCCUCUUGAAUUAAUUAUAUUUCAUUCAUAAUUUUUUAAGAAUAACACAGUCUUCUGUCUCACAUUUUGCCGUAGAAAUAUCUACAUAAAAGCGCUGUUAUCCAAUUAGUAUAAUCCAGAUGUGAUCAAAUGCGAUGCGCAAUAAUACAUCUCGCGGCUGUUUCUGGUCGUAUACAAUAUACAACGGGAAGCUGUGUGUACAUUACACACACCCAGCGGAUGCUAUUAAGUUCAGUUCCGGUAACCCCCGAAACUCAAAUUACAACCUCCACUUGGCCCUUCGUGUGCCGUUCAGGGUGGAAUCGCGUAUCGAGCGACGAUUGAGUCCCCUUCUCUUCACUAGGAAGUUUUCGCCAAGUAAAAUGGCUAAAGAACUUCCAACGACUCAGCCAACAGGGAACUUCUCCACGGUCGUUCACGAAUCGAUCUCAUCCUUUCAGUACGUCCUGCUGAUGUCGGAGGCCGUUGUCGUCCUGGCGGGUGACAACGUUCUAACUCGCUGCCUGUCGCGCCAAGCCAGCAAACACCUGCACUGGAUUCUGCAAGCGAUCGGGCUGAUUUUCAACCUAAUCGGCGUGGGCCUGAUGUACGAUGCCAAACGGAAUCACAACCAUUUUCAGUCGAUCCACGCCAUUACGGGGCUCUCCUCGCUAGUGAUCGUGUGCGUCGUAACAAUUUUCGGAUAUCCGGUGUGGAUCGCGUGGAAACUUCGCAAGCUCGUGCGACCGGUGACCGUCAAGCUCCUCCACAAUUUUCUGGGCACUGCCGGAUUCGUCAUUGGUAUGGUGUCACAGUGUUACGGCUACAAGAAGAACUGGUUGCACUACGUGACGGGAGUAGAACACUCCGACAUGGUCGCACUUGUUCUUACGGCGCUGAUCACGAUACUAUCCCUGAGGAGCGCGCUCGUUUCUCUGGGCAGGCAGUCUGGUGGGACUGUAAAGGUA
Messenger RNA from Ooceraea biroi (clonal raider ant), 2281 nucleotides. RefSeq names its product cytochrome b561 domain-containing protein 2. NCBI's taxonomy places the organism in Eukaryota, Metazoa, Arthropoda, Insecta, Hymenoptera, Formicidae. The record is from RefSeq and is a predicted model, not a curated record. Gene Ontology annotation, molecular function: transmembrane monodehydroascorbate reductase activity.